Messenger RNA from Microplitis mediator, 1659 nucleotides. It is a transcript of the gene mrn, whose product is annotated as general transcription factor IIH subunit 4. The transcript has 6 exons. The record is from RefSeq and is a predicted model, not a curated record. Gene Ontology annotation, biological process: nucleotide-excision repair. NCBI's taxonomy places the organism in Eukaryota, Metazoa, Arthropoda, Insecta, Hymenoptera, Braconidae. Gene Ontology annotation, cellular component: transcription factor TFIIH core complex; transcription factor TFIIH holo complex. The coding region runs from base 204 to 1604 and encodes 466 amino acids. Gene Ontology annotation, molecular function: ATPase activator activity; double-stranded DNA binding.
UCGGCCUUUAGGAUAAUGAGAAACCUGGAAGUCAACACUAAGCUGUGAAAGUAAACAAAAAACUCAUUCAUAAAAUUAAUUUAUUGUUAAUAAAUUUAAAAGUUUUUUAUGUGCUGAGUAAAAGUCGUUAUUGAAUUAUGUGCAAACAGCGAACGAAAUUAAAAUAAUAAGUAAAAUAAUAAUAGGAAAUUCGAAUUAUCAGCAUGUCAUCACAGAGCGGUCCGAAUCUUUUGCGUCCUUCGGGUCUGCAGUGCAAAGAUUUGCAUGAAUAUUUAAAAAGCAGACCUCCAGAAGUACUAAAUAAACUUUAUCACAAUCCGCCAAUAUGUCUAGCAGUGUUCCGAGAACUUCCAGAGAUAGCGAGGCACUACGUCAUGAGAUUAUUGUUCGUCGAGCAACCGGUGCCCCAAGCAGUUAUAGCAUCGUGGUGCUCAAAACUUCAUUCUGAUGAACACCAGCGAGUUGUGCAAGUCCUCAACGAAUUAAAUGUAUGGAAAGAAGCUUCAAUACCUGGUGGUUUACCAGGAUGGACGUUGAAUUCAACGUUUAAAAAAAAUUUAAAAAUUGUUUUAUUGGGUGGCGGGAAACCUUGGACAAUGUCCAAUCAAAUGGAGACUGAUAACAAGCCCAGAGAUGUGGCCUUUUUAGAUUCGUAUGCUUUAGAGAGAUGGGAAUGUGUCUUGCACUACAUGGUAGGAUCCCAGCAGCAGGAAGGAAUUUCUGCUGAUGCUGUUAGAAUUUUACUUCACGCCGGACUCAUGAAAAGAGAUGAAGAGGAUGGUAGUCCAGUUAUCACUCAAGCUGGUUUUCAAUUCCUGCUUCUAGAUACAGCAUCACAAGUUUGGUAUUUUAUACUCCAAUACUUGGACACCAUCGAAGCAAGAGGCCUUGAUCUCGUAGAAUGUUUGACAUUUUUAUUUCAAUUGAAUUUUUCUACACUUGGUAAAGAUUACAGCACAGAGGGUAUGUCGGAAGGACUGUUGACUUUCUUGCAGCAUCUUCGAGAGUUCGGACUUGUUUACCAGCGUAAAAGAAAAGCUGGAAGAUUUUAUCCAACGCGUUUGGCUCUGAAUAUUGCAACAGGUCAAAGUAAGCCGCUGGCUAGAGAUAUUGAAAAAGAAGGAUACAUUGUCGUUGAAACAAAUUACAGGGUGUAUGCUUACACUUGUUCGAGUUUACAAGUUGCUUUGUUAGGUCUUUUUUGUGAAAUGUUGUACAGGUUUCCAAACUUAGUUGUCGCGAUACUAACACGAGAUUCAGUACGUCAAGCUUUAAAAAGCGGUAUAACAGCACUUCAAAUAAUUGGUUUUUUGCGUCAACAUGCCCACGGUAAAAUGAUUGAAGCAGGUCCACCGACGCUACCACCAACAAUUGUCGACCAGAUAAAACUGUGGGAGAACGAGAGAAACAGGUUUACGUUCAGCGAAGGCGUUUUAUACAGCCAAUUUUUAUCACAAACUGAUUUUGAAACGUUACGAGAUCACGCUUUGUCAACUGGUGUACUUAUUUGGCAGAGCGACAGAAAACGAACAAUGGUAGUUACCAAAGCCGGCCAUGAUGAUGUCAAAAGAUUUUGGAAGCGGUAUUCAAAAGGCUCAAAUUAAUUUUUUUUUUAUGUAAAUAUAAAUUAUUAUUACAAUGUAAUAAUAUUAUUCUAGA